CCUCGCCCCUCUUCUCCGCCUGGAGCCAUCCACAGCAUGCAAUCGUAACCCCGAGGCUCCAAAAUGCCCGUUCCCGAGCUCGAUGUGCUCCGACCGACCAACCCCGCCAGCGACUCGGAGGACUACUUCGUGCUGAGCAACGCAUGCGUCGUCCACGAGAGCAAUGGCAAGCCCGCCAGCCUGCUGUCUGCCUACGCAGAUGUCCCGUUGCGCGUCGAAGGGAGGCUCGAGCCGCCGCACCGCAGUAUGGCCAGAUGCCUGGUGAAGAGGCCCUACAAGCCCGUCGACAUCGUGAUCCGCAAGGUCUCGCGCUUCUCCUACGGCCUACAGGGCGACACAGUCGUAGUAUGGGCCAUGGGCGAGGCUGGAUGGUUUGAGCUGCGACCGGCACGCCAUUACAAGGCUAUCUUCGACAGCAUGACCCAGGCCGUGGAGCUGCUCUACUUCUUGGCGGAUAUAUACAGCGAGCCGCGCAAGAGGGGCGGCGGGCCAAACGCACGAUUGAUAUUCCAGGAGUACGCCGAAGACGAGCGGUUUGCGUGCAACGAUGUUGCAAGCGCCGAGGAAAUAUUUCAAAAGCACCACCAGUUCCUCAUGAUGCGAUUUUUGCACCGAGCAGAGGACAUUGGGUGGAGCAACACGCCAAUAUACCAAUACUUCAAGAGACAGUAUCCCAAAGUAUUCGAGUCCGUAAAAGCGCGGAAAGAGGGUCGCUACGACAAAGUCCCGAAAGAGUCACAUUCCACAAAGCCUACAGCAACACCAACAGCGCAGCCGUCCCGCUCUACUCGGAGCCGAUCACACGCGGAGAAGCCUGCCGCGGCACCGAAAAAAGACGAUAAUUGGUGGGAAUCGGCUGCCAUAUACGAAUUUAUACGGAGCGCCGUCAACAAGCGUGUGCUGCGACCAGGACGUGACCAGAUCACCGUCGAUCGCGUCGCAGAGCUCAUGACGAAGCGUUAUGAGAUAGAGGAGGCAGACAUAGCGCGUAACGUGCUUUUUGUGCAUGCGAGGAACUUGUGCUAUAAAAUGGACCACCCACGGAGCAAAAGCGCCAGUUUUCUUGCGGAUGAGCCCAUCUAUCGAGAACUCGACAUGGGACAUGAUCUCCCAGCUGCAGACAUCCGAAAAGCGCAAGCCGUGGAGCUCCGACCAAGGAAAGAUCACGCACCGCUUGAAAGGGCGGACUCGGACACCUCAUCAGAUUCUGAGCCGAUAGAAAAUGUUGUGGUCACGCCACAGCGACGACCAGAUGGCAGAAAGAAGAGAGGUCGGCUUUCUGUCUUGCGGCCAAAGAGCGGCAAGUUCUCCGGCAAAGGAAAGACCGUACAAUCGAGGAAAGCACCAGGUUUGGAGGAUAACUCGAGCGAAGUCGCAGACUCGAGUGCAGCGUCUGAAGAUGAAGAAGCAGAGAGUGACAGCGAGGGCGUCGCGGAUAUAGAAAUCGACACCCCAACACACGCAUCAUCAUCCAGUCGCGAAAAGCGCAAAUUACCCAGCAACGAAAAUCAUGAAGAAGGAGAAGACGGACCACGAAAACGCGCAGCUUCCUCAUCCAUCUCACCCGAAUCGAUCCCAACCACCUCAGACUCAGACACAGAAGCCGCAGCGGAGGCAGACAACGAAGCACCACUGCCCCUACGGAAACGCCCGAACCAAACCCUAACGAACGGCAAGCACCCCGAAACCCAGCUAAAAUCAAACCUCAUCGCCCCGAUCGUUUCCACGCCCCUGCCCACCUAUGAAGCAAAUGGGCCUAGAGAUUCCUGGAUCUGCACAUUCGACGGCUGCCAUCAGAGGGUGUACGGCGCAUCGAAACCAAUUGGGCGGCAGUUGAUUACUGAACAUCUGGAAGACCAUGCGAAAGGGCGCCAGCAGGUUGUUGGCGUUGUGUGGAGGGAGAAUCAGAAGCUGGCGCUGCCUGUGAAUAAUCUCCUAAAGAAGAUACGCGAAAUGAGCGAGUCUCACGCUCCCCUGUUCCCUUCGCUGGGUCCGAGCAAUUCGGCGAUUUCCCCGGAGCCGAUAAGGAGAAUCUUGUAAGGCGUGGGCGCUUGUGCGGUC
Molecule: messenger RNA, 2061 nt
Organism: Paraphaeosphaeria sporulosa
Lineage: Eukaryota; Fungi; Ascomycota; Dothideomycetes; Pleosporales; Didymosphaeriaceae
Exons: 4
Coding region: 64-2040 (658 amino acids)
Source: RefSeq, a predicted model, not a curated record